Molecule: messenger RNA, 1389 nt
Organism: Lachancea lanzarotensis
Lineage: Eukaryota; Fungi; Ascomycota; Saccharomycetes; Saccharomycetales; Saccharomycetaceae
Gene: BNA5
Product: LALA0S12e02498g1_1
Exons: 1
Coding region: 1-1389 (462 amino acids)
Biological process (GO): NAD+ biosynthetic process
Cellular component (GO): cytoplasm
Molecular function (GO): kynureninase activity; pyridoxal phosphate binding
Source: RefSeq, a predicted model, not a curated record
AUGGAAAGAGCUAUUUCUCUGGACCAUCGAUACCCUGCCACUCACCGUGAUGCUUUCUGUAUUCCCAGCUAUGGAUCAAUGGGCUUGAAAAGCGAUGGAGCGAAUCAAUCGGAUUACUCAACUGUCACUUACCUCUGUGGAAACUCUUUAGGAUGCAUGCCUAAAUCAACAAGAAAUGCGAUUAACAAAGAACUGGAUGCAUGGGCCGAUCGUGCAGUGGAAUCCCAUUUCCGGCAUUCUGGAGAACAACAAGGACUCACUUCUUGGAUGGACAUCGAUUUGCCGUUAUCCAAUCUGCUUCCCUCAUUAGUAGGUGGCUUGGAGUCCGAAGUAGCCGUAAUGGGAUCGCUUACGGCAAAUUUGAACUCUCUGAUGGCAUCGUUUUACCGUCCCACUUCUUCAAAAUUCAAAAUUCUGUGCGAAAAAGGUGCAUUCCCAUCGGACUUUUAUGCUUUGUACAAUCAAUGUGCACUGCACAAAGUUGAUCCAGAAGAAGCUCUCAUAAGGUUGGAGGUUCGUGAAGGAGAAUCCUAUUUACGUACGGACGAUAUUAUCAGAGCGAUUAGCGAUAAUCAUGAAGAACUCGCUCUGGUUUGCUUGCCGGGCGUCCAAUACUACUCAGGCCAGUGGUUCGACAUGGAGAAAAUUACCAAGUUCGCCCACCAGUUCAAAGACGUUGUGGUUGGAUGGGAUCUGGCACAUGCGGUAGGUAACGUUCCAUUAGCGUUACAUGACUGGGGCGUAGAUUUCGCAUGUUGGUGCUCUUACAAGUACCUCAAUUCCGGUCCUGGGGCAAUAGCAGGUAUAUUUGUGCAUGAGAAGCAUAGCCAGGUUGGGUCAUCGGAUAAUGGUCGUUAUUUACCACGUAUGGCCGGAUGGUGGGGCAACAACAGAGAGAGAAGAUUCCAAAUGAAGGAAGUUUUUGAACCGAUUUCAGGAGCUUUAGGAUUUCGUCAAUCUAACCCCAGCGUGAUCGACGUUGUUGCAUUGAAGUCAUCACUCGAGAUUAUUCAAGAUUUCGGUGGAAUUAAUGCGUUGAGAGAAAGAUCGUUGCUACUAACGAACUACCUUGUCGAACUUCUAACGGCAUUGCCAAAUUAUCACCAAAAAUUGCCAAAGAAUACCUCAACCGCAGGUUUUACCAUCCUCACCCCAUUGGCGGAGAAAGAACGAGGCGCUCAAUUAUCUUUAUUGUUUUUCCCACAUCAUGACGAUCGUAAACUCGACACAAUGGAAAGAGUCUUUGAUUACUUGAACGAACGAGGUGUGAUAGUCGAUGAGCGCCGUCCAGACGUGAUAAGGAUUGCACCUGUGCCCCUCUACAACACUUUCCAAGACGUUUGGAGGGCCGUGACGCUGCUCAACGAAGCUAUAAAAUCGAUUGCAUAA